GCAAUCAACACAUCAGUCUUUGAUCAGUUACCGGACAGUUAAAACAAUGUACUCCCCGACGAAACUUAUUGCUUGUACGCUGAUUUUUGCCCAGCUACUGGGCACCAUUUAUUGCGGAGUGUACGAUAAUACGGAUCGCUGGGUCCUCUCCGAUAAGACGCAGAAUUUCCCCGAAAAUGCAGUUCUUGGCGGCAUCGAUUCAUACGGUUAUGAUAACUACGUGGGACGUGUCGUGUAUACAACCUCGAUUCUGCCAGCCCGUGUUAGAGCCGAAACUGGAUACACUACGUAUAACACCGACACACUCGCCAAUCAGGCGACCUCCUACGAGUUGCUGGUCGCCAAUGAGACCGUUAGCUAUCAUUGGGUGCGUAGUUACGAUGGCUUCAGGGAAAGGAAUGCUGUUUCUGUGGGCACAAGCACCCUGAACGAUCGCGUUUAUGUCUGCCGCGCCAGAACUGAUGGCGGUAUUUUUAUUGGCACCCUGUAUCUUGCGCAAAAGAUGUGUUUUAUCAGGUACGAGAAUUUCCCUAUGAGACAGAUCAGCAAAUACGAGGUACUGGUCCGACAAGUUACACCGGCAGCGUGGGCACCAUUCAGCAAUCAAAUUAAUUGAUAAGAUUGCCAGUUUAAAUACAAACGAACAUUUUUAAA
Molecule: messenger RNA, 654 nt
Organism: Drosophila montana
Lineage: Eukaryota; Metazoa; Arthropoda; Insecta; Diptera; Drosophilidae
Exons: 1
Coding region: 47-616 (189 amino acids)
Source: RefSeq, a predicted model, not a curated record